UGCAACUUGGAAAAAAAAAAACAAAGCUCCUACUGCGAGCAUGGAUUCGCUUGUGAAGCGCAGCAAUGGCUAUGGUGCUUACGGCAGCAGCAAGCCCCAGAUGAGCUACCAUCGCCAGAGCACCGAGUCCGUGACCACCGUCGUCACGGAAAUUAACCGCAUGACCAUCAACGACAAGCCCUACUACGGCGGCGGCGGCGUGCAGAAGCAGGCCUGCAAGGUGGAGGCGUUCGAUGAGCACGACAAAGCAUACAACGGCACCCUGGCCGUGAAGAAGCACGACGAGUACGAGGAGGAGGAGGAGUACGGCCAAGUAGUCGACGCGGACUACGGUGCCCACUACGGCAACGCCGGCGCCGCUGUGAAGAAGCAAGGCUACAGCUACCAGCAGGAGGCGUACGGGGAGACUGGAGCUGCCGGGUACGGUGGCGCGGCAAUGAAGAAGCAAGGCUACAACUACACGAAGGAGGCGUGCGGAGAGAGCGACGCCGGCUACGGCGCUCACCACGGUGGCGCCGGUGCCGCCGUGCAGACGUACGCCUACAACCAGCAGGCGCUGUACGGUGGCUCCAUCGGUGCCGCCGUGCAGCAGCCGGCCUACAAGCAGAAGGGCGCCGCUAGUAAGACUAACGGCUCCCGGCAGAAGGUAUACGGGUACGGGGAAGCCGUCAACACAGCAGGGGCGGGGUACGGUGCUCACCACGGCGUCGUUGGCGCCGGGGCCGGGCAGCAGCACGGCUACCACCAGAAAGAUGCGUACGGGACCGGGUACGGCGCUGUCGCGGUCGUUGGCAAAGAGAAGAACGGAUACCAGUACCAGGAGGCGUACGGUGGAACUGACGCGGGAGGGUAUGGCGGCGCUCACUACGGCGGUGGUGGCGCCGUGCAGCAGCAUGGGUAUGGCGGCGUAACCGCCGGUGGCAAAGUGAAGCAGAGCGGCUACCAGUACCAGGAGGCGGCGUACGGCGGAACCGACGCGGGAGGAUACGGCGCUCACUACGGUGGUGGCGCCGCCGCCGCCAUUCAGAAGCACGGCUACAGGAAGGACGUGUACGAGAGCGAGACUGAGAGCGAGGACGACGAGAGCGACUGCGAGGAGGCGUUCCCGCCGCGCGGCGGCCGAAUGCAGGGCGGCGUCCAGGUGCAGCACGGCUACGGAGCUGACAACCUCGGCGGUGUGCGCCGCUACGAGUCGUACGAGAGCCGCGAGGAGCACGGCGACGGCCGCCGCUAUGAGUCGUACAAGAGCACCGUCCAGUACAACGGUGGCGGGCACGCCACGUGCUCCCCGAUCAAGAACCGCCACCUCCUUGGCUACGGCGCGUAGGCAUAAUACGCGCUGGCUGAUCCAGUGCACCUACGUACUGUAUAUUCGUAUGCUCUGUCGUAUAUAGACAGACAGGCCUAUAUGCCGCUACCGCUACGGCUACUUGGUCGAUGGAUCUGCUUGUGGUUGCUGAUGCAGCUAAACCAUCGAAAUAUCUAAAAAAAUAAGAUGUAACAUAAUGCCACCUUGGGAUAAUAAUGUAUGAUGCUGGGACACUCUGGUACGCCCAAAUCAAUAUAAACCUCAUAGAUAUACCAGUCUG
Molecule: messenger RNA, 1589 nt
Organism: Zea mays
Lineage: Eukaryota; Viridiplantae; Streptophyta; Magnoliopsida; Poales; Poaceae
Product: pro-resilin
Exons: 1
Coding region: 41-1327 (428 amino acids)
Source: RefSeq, marked provisional